AUGACGGUUUUCUCUGGAGUAAAUAAAAUAGAGUUUGAAGGUACUUUCGAAGGUAUUGGAAAGGAUGUUGUUAUGUCACAAAUGAUAAGGGCCUUGCAGAAACAUUUUCCUUCGAUACGUGACAAGAAUUAUGAGUUUAGCCUAUUUUUGCACAUUUUUCAAAGAUAUGUCUUAGAAAAUACUUCAAUCACCCAUGAUCUAGUUUGUGACAAAAUUAGAUUACCGAUAAUUGAUGAAGUGGUUGAACUCGAUGAUAUUAAAAAUUACGGUUUGUUAGAGGGUAAACUAUUAUCAAAGUUAGCUAUUUUAAAAUUAACCGGAAAGGCUAAUCCAAUCAUUGGUAAAGAAAGCCCUUUAUUCGAAGUAAAAAAUGGGAUGUCUUCAUUGGAUGUAAUAGUUCGACAAACGCAAAAUUUGAAUGUACGAUAUAAUUCAGACGUUCCUCUUAUAUUUAUGACCUCGCUUGAAACUGAAUCUCAAGUAUCAAACUUCCUUGAAGAGCAUUAUUCUUCUAGCAAAGUGAGAUGGAAAACCGUAGUUCAGUCAAGCUUUCCACAAAUUGAUAAAGAUAGAUUAUUACCUAUCGAUUUACAAAUAAAUUCUCAUGAAAAUGAUUUUUGGUAUCCUUGCGGGACUGGUAACCUAACUGACACUUUGUAUUUUUCAGGAGAAUUGGACAAAUUAAUUGCUCAAGGAAAAGAGAUUUUAUUUGUUUCAAAUGUUGACAAUUUGGGCGCUACAGGAGAUUUGAACAUUUUAAAUUUCAUCAUAAAUGAAAAAAUCGAGUAUCUUGUUGAAGUAGUUGAAAGGACUGCAAAUGUUUCAAACACUGGAGUGUUGGCAACAUAUAAAGGUAAACUACGAUCGGUUUAUUACAACUGCUUAUCCAAUGAAAGUGCAAGCACGUGUCGAAUUGUCAACACUAAUAACAUUUGGAUUGAUUUGAAAAAGCUAAAGGUGCUAAUAGAGUCUAAUAGUUUAAAUUUGCCAAUUCAUUCUAGUGAAAGUAAAAUAACACACAAAAAUGAAGAGAUAGAGUGUCUUCAAUUUAAGACACAGUUGGUCGAUUGUAUUGCCUUCUUUCCGAACAGUCGAGUAUUGAAAGUAUCAAGAGACAGAUUUUUACCCCUAAGAACAUGUAAGGACUUGUUUUUGUUGAAAUCAACAUUAUAUGAUCUCGAUUCAAAUGGAACAUUUAACCUCUACCCUCUGAAAUUUGGAUUAUUACCUUCAAUCGACUUGGGCGAUGAGUUUGCAACUUAUGAGACUUUUAAGAUAGGAGUACCAGAUAUUCCUAAUAUUCUGGAAUUAGAGCAUUUAACUGUGAUGGGAAAUGUGUUUUUUGGUCGUAAUAUAACUCUGAAAGGGACGGUCAUUAUAAUAUGUGAUGAAAAUGAUGUAAUUACUGUUCCCGAUGGCUCUAUUUUGGAAAAUGUAACGAUUUGGCAUAAAUCUCAGCUGGAGGAUAUGAAUGGAUAUUAA
Molecule: messenger RNA, 1482 nt
Organism: Saccharomyces cerevisiae S288C
Lineage: Eukaryota; Fungi; Ascomycota; Saccharomycetes; Saccharomycetales; Saccharomycetaceae
Gene: YHL012W
Product: UTP--glucose-1-phosphate uridylyltransferase
Exons: 1
Coding region: 1-1482 (493 amino acids)
Biological process (GO): UDP-alpha-D-glucose metabolic process
Molecular function (GO): uridylyltransferase activity; UTP:glucose-1-phosphate uridylyltransferase activity
Source: RefSeq, marked reviewed